This is a messenger RNA of Closterium sp. Naga37s-1, 1860 nucleotides long. The record is from the annotation of a GenBank genome assembly. Lineage: Eukaryota; Viridiplantae; Streptophyta; Zygnematophyceae; Desmidiales; Closteriaceae.
AUGGCCGUAAUCCAAGAUCCUUGUUAUCGUAGACCAAAGCGUGAGGUCAACAAAAAUGUGCUCAAGGUGCCUGAUGCCGAGCGCAAGGCGCUGGACGCGACGACCAACGAGCCGUGGGGGCCUCACGGCCAGCUGCUCGUGGACCUCGCGCGGGCGUCGCACAACCCGAUCGAGUACUCCAUGGUCAUGAACGUGCUCUGGAAACGUUGCCAGGAUGUUGGCAAGGACUGGCGCCACGUGUACAAGGCGCUGGUGGUGAUGGACUACCUGGUGGCGCAUGGCACCGACCGCGUCGUCAGAGACCUGCGCGAUCGCUCUGCCUUCAUUCAGAGUCUGGCCGAUUUCCAGUACAUGGACAGCGCAGGCAAGGACCAGGGCCUCAACGUGCGCACCAAAACGCAGUCGCUGCUCGCCCUGCUGCGCGACUCGGCGCGCAUUGCUGAGCUCAGGGACCGUGCUGCUGCCACCCGCGACAGGUUCAAGGGCGCGUCAGUAGCGGGCUCGGGGCGGGCGUCGAACCCAUAUGGCGACUACGAGCCUGAGAAGCAAGUUAAGGACUCGCACCCCACGGCCAGCUACGGCAGCAACAGCUACGCGGGCGACAGCAAGAGUGUGUACAGCACGGGGUCGGCUGAGAGGGAGAGGGAGGGGGAGAGGGUGCACUCCACUGACAGCGCACACAGUGGCGAGGGCGAGAGGCCCAGCGGGUACAGAGGUGGCAAGGAGAGAUACGGCGCGGAGGAGGAGGUGGAGCACAGCAGCACGGGGGGGGAUGCGGCGAGGAAGAGCGGGCACGAGGGAGGGGGUGUGGCGGGCAGCAGGGUGGCGGGCAGCGGUGCUGGUGGGGAAGGUGUGGCAGCGGGGCAGGCGGGGGGCGGUGGGGGCGGUGGGGGCAGUGGCACGCCACAGAGUGCGCCCAGGCCUGCUGCCGUGCCCAGCACUGCAGCAGCCAGCGCCAGUCCGUUUGAAGAGGAAGGUUUUUCAGCAAGCAGCGCCUACGGCCCAGGCCCAACACAGCCCUACACAUACCCGCCCUCCGAUGCCCCUUCUGCUGCUGCUGCUGCUGCGGCGCCUGCAGCAGCAGCGUCUGCUGGAGGGGGCGGGGGCUUUGACGACGACGACUUUGACCCGCGCUCCGCAGCACAGCAGCCAGCGCAGCAGCAGUGGCAGCCCGCACCUGCUGCAGCCGUUGGAGGUACACGCGUGCUCAUCCCGUUGGACUCACUUCCCUCCCCAUCUUUGUUCUAUUCUGCAUGUCCAAUCCCCAGUGUUUCUUUCGUUCCUCCCACUCUGUUUUCCCCCUUAUUCUCCCCUUCCCUGAGAGCCAGCUGCCUUGGGGGAUUCGUCCCGCAGCAGCAGCAGCCAGCCGUGGCAGCAUCUGGUUACACAGAACCCCCCCAGCCUGCUGCGCCCGCGCUAGCUGCUCCUGCCGGCCUCGUGGACCUCGACAUCUCCAAGGAGCCGGACGACCCACUGAGCUCGGUGGGCGUGAUGCCCAAGUCGAAGCUGCGAUCGGCGCGCGAGCGCAAGGAGGACGCCAGCCGCCAGCAGCAGCAGCAGCACCUCGGGCUGGGGCAGGGGCAGGGGCAGGGGCAGCAGGGCGGUGUGCCCGCUGCCAUGGGCCGUGCCAUGGGGCCUGGUGCUGGUGCCGGUGGCAUGGGUGGGGGGGCAGGCAUGGGGGGCAUGGGGGGCAUGGGGGGGAUGGGAGGCAUGGGAGGCAUGGGUGGCAUGGGCGGUGGGAUGGGAAUGGGAGGAGGAAUGGGGGGGAUGGGGGCGAUGGGCGGAAUGGGUGGUGGAAUGGGUGCCAUGGGCGGUGGUGGUGGUGCCUAUGGGUACAUUCUUGUGUCGACAUUUUGUUAG